CUCACACGCUGCGUGAUCCACAUCACAAACCGAGAGCGGACGCUUUGCCCAGCCGAUGGAGUAGUAGUAGCGGUAGUAGCGUGGGUGCAGUUCACGGCUUCCUCCCCUUUCCCCCCCACCCACAUUCUUCACCUUCUUCUUUAAUGGAGUCACAUUUUAUGUGGAAUAUUUCUCCAUCUCAUCGCGAGUGACCCUGCAGUGAAUCCUGAGAACGUUAGUCUCCCGACAGGAGACAAGAUGGCGUCUAACAACACCCUGCGCAGCUACUCCAUCAUCCCAUGUUUCAUCUUUGUAGAGCUCGUCAUCAUGUCCGGCACGGUCUUGUUGGCCUACUACAUGGAGUGCACGGACCUGUUCAGCGUCCACGUGCAGGGUUUCUUCUGUAAUGAUGCUGACCUGAUGAAGCCGUACCCUGGCACGGAGGAGUCCAGCUUCGUCCCUCCUCUCAUCCUGUACUGUGUGGUGGCCGCUGCUCCGACGGCUAUUAUUUUUAUCGGAGAGGUGUCCAUGUACAUGAUGAAAUCAACAAGGGAAGCUCUGUUGGCCCAGGAGAAAACAAUAGUGACAGGAGACUGUUGUUACCUCAACCCCCUCAUCCGCCGCAUCAUACGCUUCAUAGGUGUGUUUGCAUUCGGUCUGUUUGCUACAGACAUUUUCGUCAAUGCAGGCCAGGUGGUGACUGGAGGUCUCUCGCCCUACUUCCUGUCUGUUUGCAAGCCCAACUACACUGGCACCGAGUGUCGCUUUAAUCACCAGUUUAUCGUCAACGGCAACAUCUGCACCGGGAACCACGUGGUGGUGGAGAAGGCUCGGCGGUCGUUCCCAUCUAAGGACGCUUCGCUGAGCAUUUAUUCUGCCGUUUACCUGACGAUGUACAUCACCAGUACAAUCAAGACCAAGUCCAGCCGCUUGGCCAAACCAGUGCUCUGUCUGGGCACACUCUGCUCCGCCUUCCUCACCGGCCUCAACAGAGUUUCAGAGUAUCGAAACCACUGUUCAGAUGUAGUGGCUGGAUUUAUACUGGGAUCAGCUAUUGCAUUGUUUCUGGGUAUAUGUGUGGUGAAUAACUUCAAAGGUGUCCACAGUGCAGCGGCAAAACAGAAGACUGAGGACUACCGCGGUCUGCCUCUGAUGACUUUCCCCCGUGUAGAGAGCCCACUGGAGACCCUGAGCGCACAGAACCACUCGGCAUCGAUGACAGAGGUCACAUGACUAAGGGGGCAGCACCGGGUCACGUUUGCGUCUCCACAGCACUUCCAGACACAAUGACGAGGACGCAUGUCACGUGGCUCCGAAUGCUUACAAAAACCACUCCUGAUAUAUCUGUUUAAAUCACCUGGGGGACAAAAUACACCAUGUUUGCAGUGGUUUUCAUUUAGUUGGGCUAUGCUCAGUUCAACCUCCCAAGGCACACAGAUCAGGCAACAAUAUCACAAAUCACAACAUAAGCACAGAUUGUUUUUCCAGGUUAUUUGAGAUCAUUGAAACAUGGGACAUUUUUUUCCUCCAAGGUGUGCUGUUUGUAGUUAGAGGACGGUGUUUUGUACAUUUUGUAUGAGCGAGUGCCGUAGCCUAUCCUGACGAUGUUAAAACCUGCACACUUCCUGUCAGCUGACUCACUCUGUUUUACAUCACAUCCUGCCGGGUGAAAUGCCUUGUCAAUCACCACAUGUACCCCACUCGGUAAGAAAAAUCUGCUAUGGAAAAAAAAUAUUGAUGUUGUUGUUCUGUGGUGUUUGUCAUUUGUACAGAAAAAAGACAGAAUCCUUCUUUUUAUUAUCUCUGUACAUUAACUGACCAUGUCAGGUCAUAUUUUUUAUGGAUUUUUGUUAAUAUGUAUGACUAUUAUGAUCCAUUUGGACCUGUUUGCCUGCUGUAAACCUGGAUAUUUUUUGGUAUCAGUUGUUUGGGGAACAACUCCUCUCCCCUUAGGAGGAAAUGGCAAGGAUGAGUCACUGAAAUGCUCAGAAAAUGUGUUUUUGCACCUGUAGUGACAUGUCAUCAGGCUAAAUAUACAAAACUCUGAUUGGCUUAAAUGCAUGGUAUCAGUGUGCUUCACCCCAAUUUGCAGAUUUACUUUGAUGUUAAUAGGAAGAUCUCUAUGGAGAGAUCCAGAGGAGCUAGCCCAUGCCAGAUCCGUGUAUAGAUUAUGCUGGUAUGGUUUUCCAAUUAUAUUUACUGAAAUUCCAAUGGAAGACAUCCCUAAUAAGUACAUGGUGAAAAAUAUAAGAGAUUCUUUUCAACUGAAACUGAGUAAUUUACUUGAGGCCUGGUUAGCCCUCCUCACUGAAAACCAGGCUAAUGACUCCUGCUUCACUUUUCCUCCUCGAGGUACCCCUCCCUCUCCCCAACCCACCAGUGGAUUGUGAUGCAAUGUUGUGAUUCCAUUUCCUAUUGGAAGAUAUGCCCAGCAUGAAGAGAGAAGUCAAGAUGUUUUAUAGAUAUUACUCAUUAUCAUUGUGAUUACAAUUGUCUUUUAUUUUGAGAACAAAAAAAGGCAUUUCAGCUGAAAUGCUACAUAUAUUUUCUUUCUUCGUUUGUCCAAAAAAAUUAAAUAGUCAGUAGCAA
Pelmatolapia mariae (spotted tilapia) is the source of this 2568-nucleotide messenger RNA. It is a transcript of the gene plppr1, whose product is annotated as phospholipid phosphatase related 1. Gene Ontology annotation, cellular component: plasma membrane. The record is from RefSeq and is a predicted model, not a curated record. Lineage: Eukaryota; Metazoa; Chordata; Actinopteri; Cichliformes; Cichlidae. The coding region runs from base 238 to 1212 and encodes 324 amino acids. Gene Ontology annotation, molecular function: phosphatidate phosphatase activity. The transcript is spliced from 8 exons. Gene Ontology annotation, biological process: phospholipid metabolic process; signal transduction; phospholipid dephosphorylation.